This is a messenger RNA of Capronia coronata CBS 617.96, 531 nucleotides long. RefSeq names its product NADH dehydrogenase (ubiquinone) 1 alpha subcomplex 8. The transcript has 4 exons. Gene Ontology annotation, biological process: mitochondrial electron transport, NADH to ubiquinone. The coding region runs from base 1 to 531 and encodes 176 amino acids. The record is from RefSeq and is a predicted model, not a curated record. Lineage: Eukaryota; Fungi; Ascomycota; Eurotiomycetes; Chaetothyriales; Herpotrichiellaceae.
AUGGCGAACCGCGAAGCGAGAUUCACCACCGAUGCCUUCGUCGACACGACGCCCAUGCCCGACCACAUCCCAAAAGUCACAGAGAUCGGAGCCAGCUCGGCGCCGUUAUUAAGUGCGUCUUUCUUCAUUGGUGACCGAUGCCGCGCCUACAACGACGAUUAUAUGCAAUGCAAGACCGAGUCCUACGGUCGAGGAGAGCUGGACUGCAUGAAAGAAGGGAGGAAAGUGACGAGAUGUGCGGCGAGCGUGUUGGCGGACAUCAACAAGAACUGUCUCGAAGAGUUUCGGGCGCACUGGAUGUGUCUGGAGAACAACAACCACCAAUUAUGGCAAUGUCGACGGCCCGAGAGGGUGAUGAACAGAUGCGUGUUCCAGAAGAUUGGUCUGCAAAAGACGAUCCCAGAGACACCGGAGGGCCAGACCCCGAUUCAUCUUCGAGAUAAACAGCUCUUUGCCGAUUCUAGGACAGUUGUCUAUCCAUGGGAGAAGGAUGUGGGCAUCAGAAAGGACGGAGCCAAGCAGCCUUCAUGA